AUGUCUUCCUCAGAGAAUAAUCGUGUCUCUCGGACUCCAGACACUGAAGGAGACUUCAGCUCUCCCAACUCGUUUGUCUAUGUCCGUACACCUAUGGCAACAAUCAGCAACAACAAAGGGCUCAAGUCAACCGUCCACACUACCUCUGUUGACGAGAAGGCCUCUUUGUAUCAAGAGGGUCAGCAACGCCAUUACCAAGAACAGCGUCAACAUCAGUAUCGACAGCAGUAUCAACCGCGGUAUCGCCAGUCCAGCUAUGCCAGCAAUCGCAGCAGUCUUGCCAAUGAAGUCAUCUUUGACCAUGAAGACUCCCCUCCUCCGCUGAAAGACAACAACGGUCCCUUUCACCCUGCCAGCCCCUAUGCCAAAGAUGAUCAAAGCCAUGGCCUGGGCAUCAACGCCGAAGAAAGCUGCCUGCAUCAAGAACAGCGAGGCACACGAACAGUCUCCAGCCCAGUAGGCACAAGCGGCAAGUACGGCAAGACCACAGAACAACCCCUCGCUGGGGUGAACUGGCGAGACCGCAGCGUGAGCUACGGUGACAGCUACGGGGGACGAUGGUCUUCCAACCUACGGGGGUCAGCUGCUAGUGAGAGCUAUGGCCCAAACAGGUUCUACCCCCCCGGUUACUACUUCUCUCCUGCGAACCGUUGGAAUCCAAGCUUCCGCUCUUACAAGUCGUCAGCGAGCACCGAUCUUCUUGCCAGUCUCACAAGCAACGCCAGAAAAGCCCCUUUCGCUGCACAACCUUCUUUGACAAACCGAUUCAACAUGUUCCAGACGUUGAACAACAACAACAACAACCAGACCGACGAGAACGAUGAGAAGAUGUCACACUGUGACAACAAGUCCGGAACCUUCGGCGUUGUCGGAGACGGCCGCUUCGGCGCCAGACCCACUCCCGCUGCCCCUGCCCCGCCUGUCCUCACCUCGAUCGGUGCCUCCGGCUUUGCCUCAGGCAGGAUGAUGAGUCACCCCGGCGGGAACGACUCUGGAAUCCCAGGCUUUGCCCAAUCCCAACCCUCCGGCCCCGCCUACCACCCGGACACCCUCUCCUCCCAGCUCCGGUCCUUGUCCUUCCGCUCCGGCGCCGCCGCCAUCCAAGCUCCUGGCCCCUUUUCCGCUGCCCAGCAGCACCCCUUCCCGGGCCAGCAGCACCCCUUCCCGGGCCAGCAGCGCCCCUUUUUCCCUCAGCCUGCCGCCGCCCCCUUGUUUCCCGCUGGCUUUCGCCCCCUCGCGUCCGUCCCCGAGACCGCCGUCGUCCGAGCUAGUCCCUCCUCCUCCGGCGCCCUCGUCCCAGCCCCUGGGCAGCCCUUUUUCUUCCGGCCGAUGGAGUGCCGCACCCACCGCCGCCUGACCGAACUCGAGUCCUACGACUUGAUGAUCAAGGGGUUCAGCCCCAACUACAAGGGGAACCCGGACCUGGACCGGAACCGGAGCGCGACCAUCCCCGAGGACAUGAACUGUUCUCUCUUCCUGGUGGGCUUGCCCGCCGAUGUGACGACCCACGAACUGCUUGCUGGGGUGAGGAACGUGGGACGGGUGUACGCCACCCACAUCAACCCCCCUGAGCCGGAGAAGGGCCACGAGCAGAGCGCGGCCAAGAUUGUGUUUUUCGAGAGGAGUGCUGCCGGUACGUGUUCAUUCCCUUCCCCUUUUCUUCAUAUGCAUUCAAGCAUUCCCACAACGCCUCAGAAAGUUCUGAGUAGGCCUUCCAAACUCUUGGAUAUGCCUAAAGCUAACCCACCCUUCCCACCAGAACGCUUCUUCCGCCAAACCACAACCCAGGGCUUCCGCAUCCCAACCCGCGCUCCUCCCCACAACCCCGCCCGCGUGACCUGGAACCGCAUCCGGUCCGCCGAAGUCGACAUCAACGGGUCAAAGUCUCGCGUCCUCCUCAUCUCUGGACCCCCCCACAUCGUCAACGAGCAGCACCUUCGCGAGUACUUCGACAACAAGCUCAUCUACCAAGUCGACGAGAUCAUCGUCCACCACCCCGGCGCCGUCCCUGCCGCCUUGCCCACUCCCCCCGGUUCCUCUGCUGCCAAUCCCUCGACAGGCAACCUCUCUAGCUCUGGUGGUCCCCGCGCCCCAGCCGGCCUAUUGGCCUAUAACGACGUCCCUUCCGGCGCUCUCGUUGCCAGCCACAGCAACACCUCUUCCAGCUUGGGCGGUGUUCCCACCGGCUAUAACAAUAACAAUUCUUCUUCCUCCUCGGGUCUCGCCCCCAACGUCAAUGUUGCCGGCCACAGCAACAUCCCCCUCGCCGCCGGUCCUCCCAUCCUCGGCAACAACGACAACAACGACACCAACGACAACAACGACAACAACGACAACAACGACACCAACGACAACAACGACAACAACGACAACAACGACAACAACGACAACAACGACAACAACGACAACAACGACAACAACGACAACAACGACAACAACGACAACAACAACAACAACGACAACAACAACAACAACAACAGUGGCGCCAGCGGCUUCAGCCCCGGCCACUCCAAGUCCGCCUCCAGCAUCAGCUCCGGAAGCCACAGGCCCAACUCUCUCCUGGGCCAGCUCAGGGGCGAUAGAGCCCUCAUCGAGUUCCGCUUCGGCAGUUACCGCUGCCAGUCCGAGGCCGCCCGCAUGGCUCUCGUGAGAGAGUUUAGGGAGUUUGGGGUCUUGUGCGAGUUUGGGAGGGAUCCUUGUGAUCGUGUGGAGGAGAAGGAGGAAGGAAAGGGGAAGGGGAGAGAGGAGGAGCAGCAGGUGGAGGUUUAUUUGGGUGGUGGUGGAGAUGGUUGUGAGGACCACCACCCUUUCUGGAGGGAAGGAGAAGCUGGGAUGGGUGGUGGUGCGUUUGCCGGCGGUGCUGGUGUUGGGGGUGAUGCGCUUGCUGGCGGCGAGGGUGGUUUCGGCUCCGUGUUCACUCCGGGUGCGGGCGCGCACCUGUCCACGACGACCCCGGCUGGGAGUUACUUCCAGUCGCGGGCUCAGAGCGACAGCGUGCGCGCCCUGUGGGGUGAUGCUCGUGAGGGGGCGUGA
Molecule: messenger RNA, 3033 nt
Organism: Podospora bellae-mahoneyi
Lineage: Eukaryota; Fungi; Ascomycota; Sordariomycetes; Sordariales; Podosporaceae
Exons: 2
Coding region: 1-3033 (1010 amino acids)
Source: RefSeq, a predicted model, not a curated record